This is a messenger RNA of Struthio camelus australis, 7523 nucleotides long. NCBI's taxonomy places the organism in Eukaryota, Metazoa, Chordata, Aves, Struthioniformes, Struthionidae. The record is from RefSeq and is a predicted model, not a curated record.
UUAAAGAAAUUGCCUAUCUGACUUUCAGAAAUGUUCUAAUUCAAAAUUUCACCAUGUUCUCUAAUGGUUUUUGUUCAAUCUUGCUAAUGUAGGCAUAUUCCGUGUAUUUGAUGAUAGUUUGGAUUAGUAGUGUGCUUUUUCAAGCAAGUUUUCUUACUAUUUCCAUUUAUUAUGCUUUAUUUCACAUUAUAGAGCAGUUCAGAACAUACAAACUGAAUGUUUUUUGGUGGAACUAAACCACAAAGUAUUCUCCACAGAUACGAUUAACACACUCCAACUGUUAGUAGGCUUUUAAUUCACAAACGACAGUAGAAUUAGUCUGAAAUAAACCUCGCUGGAAUCUCCUCUGUUCUUGUGAACUUCAGCUGCUUUGACCCAAAAUUUGCCCUGUACUCCCACAGAUUCAUGCUACUUGCUAUUACAGACAUAACUAUAGCGUACUUCAGUCUGUGUCACUUUCCAAUUUCUUGCACGUUACCUGAAGAAACCACUAAAAUAUUUAAGUUGCUUUACGGGCAUGUUUAUUUACCAAAUGAAGAUCUCCAAGCCAAUGAUGCUUUGAAUGGGUCUGGCAUCAUGCUAAAAAGGUUCCAAAGUCCCUCAUUCCUUUGCAGGAGAUACCUAAUUUGGGGUUUUAAAUCACUUAGUAAAAUCACCUUUGCCACCUCGUUUCCACAGUUUUCUUCAACUUGGAGAUGUCGUAUAGGAGACUGAAUUUAAGUGAUUUUUUUUCCGGGUUUUUUGGGGUCAUGAUUGAAUGCACAGUAAGUGAUGUUUUACUAGCCACAAUCAAAGCUAAGGUUUGUAGGAAGACCUGCAUGUUGUUUUAGACCAGGCUACUUAAAAGCUUGCCAUGUUUUUUUCCUAUUUAGGUGCUGGUCCUGAAACAGUAAGUAACAAAAUGGGUUAUUUUCAGUGAUGGAGAAAAGUAUUUAGGGUGUAAACACUUGUAAAAUGCUUACAUUCAAAAUAAUCCAGCUUGUUGCAAACAUGGUGAUUACAUUUUAUCAUUAAGUGUUGUGACAGACCCUUCAGGAUGUCCGGUUUCCAAAGCAGAAUGUAGUUAAAGGAAAGAACUUCAGGUCUACACAGACUUUAUUUCCCUUAUCUCAUUGCUGCUCUUGUCCUGAGGGAUAGAAGUAGUUUAACUCUCGUACAUCUCCAUGUGACUUGGACCAUAAUAUCAUCCUGAUUUUGGUAUGUUUUAGAGUUAUAAGCUUAUGGGAUGGCUUAGCAUAAAUUGAGACAAAUGUAGAAGUCAAGAGGUAACAUCUUAUCUGAAGCUUAUCGUCAGAACUGGCGUUUCUCUUGGAACUUUUUCCCCUCCAAUCUCCAAAGUAAAAUGUGACAAAGAAGGCAGAUCCUUAUGAUUUUCAGGGCUCAUGUUUAUUUCCUUACCAUUCUUAUUUCUAGAUGAAUCCUCCUUUUUUAUAGGACAGUGAUAGUUAAGCUGAUGAUGUUGUCUUCCCCUAACUUCCCUGGUAGAAAAGUAUCAUGAGAUACUCUAUUUCAGGAAAAAGUAGUUUUCAUAGCAAGCUUAGCUCUGCAUAGUCUGUAGAUGAUUGUUUUCCUUAUGCAAGGUGUGGAGGGGAGUUGCACUGGAAUGUGUUUCAGCAGCAAAGAAUAAAUAUACUUGCAGCUGACUUUAUAUCCUUCUUUUAAGAAGUUCUGCUUUGUGUUUAGGCACAUUGAAGAUGGAUAUCUGGAUCUUUGUGAAGCAAGUUUAGUUUCAUGUUUAAAGUUUACCUCUCCAGUUUUGAGAGGGAAAAUCUGAAAUAGCAGAAUGUUGUAAUAUAAUAGGGAAGUAUCUUUAUAGGCUGUCUUUCCUUCCCUUGUUUGCUUUGUGACUGGCUUUCAUAAGGGUGUAGGGCAAGAAAGGCAAAGAAAAUAAUGUGCAUUGGUAUUGUUAAAACCAAUGCUUAAAUUAGCAAAGUUUGUAUAUUGAUAAAAAUACAUGCCGAGAGACACUUCAGUAAGAUCAACUAUUUUCUCCCUGAGUAUUUUGCCUUUACUGAGGAAUUUUAAUGCCCUGGUUAUAAAAUCAUGUUGUCAUAUACCAGGAUCUUAAGAGCUGGAGACCUCAGUGAGAGCUUAAUGAUAGCUAGACAAAAAGACUAGGGAACGAGUACUCUUUCGCUGUGCAAAUAUAUUGUGUUCUGUUGGAACAGCUGACACAUUCUUUCCACACAAAAGGCCCCCUCUUAAAUAUUCUAAUACAAUCUUUGGGAAUAUCUUGCAAUAAAGGCACCUGCUAUGGUCUGACUAGUCUACUUAGACAUGUGGCUACCAAGAACACAUCUUUUUUUUUUUUGGAAAUAUGUUGUUUCUUCCUAGUUACUCUUACAUGCUUUGUAGAUGUUACAAACUGCUGAAUUAAUAGAGAAUGUGUUAUCAGAGACUUCUUUUUCUGUUCCAGUUCCUGACACUAACUUUCCUUGCAGAACUACUGUGUAGGUACUGUAUUUGUUUACAAAAGCAUGGCUGGCCAACUCAGUCAUAUGAAAACAAAUCAGGAAAUAAAAAAUUACAGCCUUUGAGUCUUUUAAUGCCUCAGUUCUGGAAAUGUAGCUUUAUAUAGACUUGAUUAGUCAAACCAAUUUAAAAAGCAUGCUUUCUUAGGAUAGGCUUGAGGGGGGGGAAAAUGCUAUUCUCUCAUUUUAAAUCACUGUAAUGGUAAUGAUUGAAAUAGUGUACGUGGCAAAGCAUGCUGCAGACUCCAGAGAAGUAAAGGUUCUGUCCCUGUUUUCAUUGAUAAAAGAGCUCAAGAGCUGAUCCGAAAUGACUGGCAAGUAGCUGUUCACUCUUAUCCAUGACAAGAAACUGUCAGAACAUACUUCUUAGCAAGAGAGUUCUAUAAGCUUUAUUUAGCUUCCUUCCACACAGGUCAGUUAACCUAGCAAUUGUAAACUGAAUCAAUCAACUGUCACUCUAGAGUAUGAUAUUUUUGUCUUACAAGAGGCAAAACGCUACAAGUGUCCACACAUGAGCAUCAGAGGAUAAGCACAUGCAUACCUCAGCUUUGAGGAAUCCUAGAAGCGACUUGAUUGAGAAUGUUUUGCUGUCAUGGGCGUCUGCUGUGCAGAAAGUUUUUUUUCCUUUGUGGCUUGAAACUGGAUUUUUUCAGUGUUAGGUUGAUCCAUAAACUGAUGGUGUUUGUUCCUGAAAAUGUUCAGUGGGAAAGUGGGAGGAAUGCUGUAGGCUUUCAUAGAAUUUCUUGCUGUCUGACAGGACUAGAGUUGUUUCGGGAGCUGUGAACAAGCUAGGGGAAAGCAGAGCUUGUUUGUCAGCUGUUAAAGCUGAUAGAUUCAGUAGCAAGUGCUGAUGUUUUCAAGCCAUUGUAUGGUGUCAAAUGCAGCUUUUGAUGCUUUCUGGUUUUAGUGUUCCUAAAUUGUUUGCCAAAUAAUGAAUCGCUAGCUCCUUUAGUAAGGUAAGAUGAAUAGGACGAAUUGGGGAGGAAUAAUUUGACAAUGCGUAGCACAUGAAGUAGCUGUUCAGUUGCAGUUUGCCAGGUCUCUUCAUCAGUGUAAGUAAUUUCCAUCAGAUUUCAACAUGGCACUCUUGCACAGGAGUUUAGUAUUUUAAUUCUCAAGCCCACAGUGAAUUUGGGAUAAUGUAUGGCAUGCUGGGAUAGUGCUGGCAUGUAAACUGCUGAAUAACCUGAAUCCACAGCUGUGGAGGGAAGCAGGAUGUCAGCAUGACUGAAAAAGAAAACUUCAGGUCACUCUGGGGAUACAGCUCUCUUUCUUGCCUGUCCUGCAGUAGUAAUAGGAUUCUUAGGAAGCUGCUGUAUUGACAGAGUUGGGGUAUGAUAUUCCUUUUGCUGUCUGAGGUGCAACAUGGUUUUUUUAUGGCUUCAUGUUGCAGAAGUAUGUGACAGACUCCAAAAGUGGUGGAAGGCUUGCCAAGUUUGCAACAAUGACGACAAUCCAGAUAGCAGAAUUAUUUGCUUAAUGCUGCUAUAAAAUCGGAACUUCAUCCUGCUUCUGAAUAAAUUAAAACAAAAUUAAAAGAAAACACAAAUUUAUCUUGAAAUAUUCCACUCAAAGGAUCAUCUUGAUGGUCUCUUCCUGUAGUUAACCUAUUACACUGAAAAUAAGUUCUACAGUCCUUUUCUCCCUGCCCUGACUUUCCCGGUCUUUAGUAGUGCAGACAAUCUUUAAAGGCAUCCCAAAUUCAAAUUUGGGGCUGAUUUGCCUUAACUAAACUCCUUGAAAGGAAGGCAUGUGAAUGGGAAGAUAAGCCGCUUAAUAAAUGGUCAGAUCUGGGCUACUGCAAACUGAGCUAUUAGAGGCCUUAUGUGAGAAUGUGUUUUUUCCCCAUCAUUAAAAGAAUACACAGUGUGUGUUAACCUCCCAAAGACAUAGGCUUAGACUGAAGAGGUAUGUUAGGUGCUGAAGACCAGAUGGCAGGAGUAUUCUAAAAUUGGGAGUACUUAACCUGUUAGAGAUUAGGUGUCUUGAUUUCCCCCUCAAACAUGCACACUUCCUGCAAAGCGCUGUGAAUAGAAUCAGUUCCUUAGCUAAUAUCUGGAUGAAUGAUUUGCACUUCACCUAGGAGUGGUUACUAACGCUGUCUGUCUUCUAAAAUAUUGUUUUUGUGGGGAAAAAUGGAACUCAGUUUUGCUAUUGAAGCAGGGUAUGUGGAGUAGAUAGCAAGUGAUCAUCUGAAUGCAAUUGAAAGCUACUAAUGUGAAAGAGCAAAGAUCAAUAGUUUAAUAAUCUGCAGCCAAGGAUAACUUCUUUUUUAAAAAAAAAAAACUUCUAUUACACUCAAGCUGAGUAAUAGAGGUUUUAUUUUUAAUGUGCUAUCUCAUGAAAUUCUUACAGAGCCUGAGAGUUCUAAUUUUGUUUUCUAGUUCUCAGUGCCAGCUUUAUUGGCAUUACCCCAAUAAAAAUACAGAUUCUUACUUCUGAAAACAAGAUUCUGAUAAGAAUACACUUACUGACUGGCUUUUUCCUAUUGUCCCUUCAGGCUACAACAUAUUUUCUGCUUAUAGGAAAAGUUAAAUUAUAAGUUGGGACUCCAGUCAUGAAUAGUCUUGACCUUAUCUUUAUUAUGAGAAAAAUGAAUUUGAAAGCUUUUCCAGGGGUUAUAGGCAUACCAACUAUAACUUUUUGCACUGCCUCUGCAUCUGAUGGAUUCACCACUCAGCCAUAAGAACAGUUAUUUCUAAGAGUGUCAUUAGGAUCAUCUUAGAUGGUGCUUGAUCUGUGAGUGUUUCCCUUUCUUUUGACUGUGCUGGUCAACAUUCCUCAAAGGGGAGGGGAAGAAUACUUAAGGCUUAUGCUUGUAACUUAAAUGCAUUUAAAAACAAAUUUCUUGCUGGAUUACUGGGUAGACUAAUAUUUUUUCCAAAAUGGAGAGGUUUUCUUAUUUAAGAUUUGUCAGUUUAAGGCAAAAAUCAGGAAAUUAGCAACAGCUAGACAUUUCCAGAAAUGUUUAGGAAGCCAUUAGAAAGGAAACAAUUUUGCAUACUGACUGUUCUUUCAUUUCACUGAGCACCUCAGUCAUAUCAGCUGAAUAAUUCUUUUAGUGCUUCUUGUAGUCCUAAACAAUUGUUGUGGUAUGUGUGAUGAUAUGUGUAUGCUUUCAUUCUUUGAACUGACUUCUAAUUUCAGAUCAAAAUAUGUGAUAAAAGGCAGCUUUGACUUAUACAAUAUAAACACUUUAAAUAAUUCUGAUGAUUAACUGAUAUCUCAGUUACAGGGGGAAGAUUGUCUUUAACUUUGAUUACUUACAAGUGAUAGUUCUUCAUCAUGGCUGAACUAUCACCUGAAGAAAUUCAGCUGAGGGCCAACCAGGUCACUGAUGAGUCCUUGGAAAGCACAAGGAGGAUUCUUGGCUUGGCCAUUGAGUCCCAAGAUGUGGGCAUCAAGACUAUCACCAUGCUGGAUGAACAGGGAGAACAACUGCAUCGCAUAGAAGAAGGCAUGGACCAGAUAAAUAAGGACAUGAGAGAAGCUGAGAAGACGCUGACAGAGCUCAACAAGUGUUGUGGGCUCUGUGUCUGUCCUUGUAACAGGACGAAGAACUUCGAGUCUAGCAAGGCAUACAAAUCAACUUGGGGAGAUGGCAUGGAGAACUCAGCGGAUCACGUGGUAUCCAUGCAGCCAAGAAGUGUAAAUCAUCAACAGCCUCAGACUUCUGGAGGGCAAAGUGGUGGAUAUAUUAAACGGAUAACAAAUGAUGCCAGAGAAGAUGAAAUGGAUGAAAAUCUUACUCAAGUAGGAAACAUUCUUGGGAAUUUGAAAAAUAUGGCUUUGGAUAUGGGCAACGAGAUUGAUGCCCAGAAUAAACAAAUAGACCGGAUAAAUGUAAAGGCAGAAACAAACAAGGAUCGCAUUGAGCAAGCCAACAUCAGAGCCAAGAAACUCAUUGACAAUUAAAGCCUGCUGCCAUUGUUCAGUGACACUGUCUCUCCAGCUGCAAACCACCAUAUUCAUGGAUCUGUGAAACUCUUCUAUUCUAAAAUAAGAGGGGCUGAGAAAUAUGAAGCAGUACCCUUUCUAUAGGGUGUGGGUUUAUUUUAUUGCUUCAUGUAGACUUGGCCUUGACUCCAAGAAAGCAGCCAACAUAACUUCCUCAUCUGCCUUCACUUUCUUCAGACUGCUCAGGGCUAAAAGUAUCGUGGCUUUGAGAAUGUUCUUGCUUGUUUUAUUUCCCCUCCCCAGUCUUUUUUCCUGCUUCCAAAAUAUAGUCCCUUAUUCAAGUGGAAUAAGCAGGUUAACCUGAACUUAGUUGUUGAAAGUUGAAGAGGGCACUUUAUACCAUUUAAAAUACCUCAGAAGUUGAGUGCCUUCACUAAAAUAGGGAUUUGGUGAGUGUUGUCUGACUUGUAUCUCUAGCUGGCUAACCAUAAUUUUAUGAUCCAAACCACAUACAAGUGGUUUGGGGUUGAGUUAGUGGACUACAAAAUUUAAGACGUUAUGGCCCACUGGUUGCUACUUCUGGGUUGAGGGCUUUAAAACACUUCCUAAGCACAAACUUAAUGUAAAGGUAACUGGAGGGUAAUACAGGUUUCCAUUUCUUUACUUUAAAGUGACAUUGGUUUAGAGGCCAUAAGGAAAUUAUGCUGCAUUGUUCUGGUAAUUUGUUCUGUAUAUAACGAUAUAGACACCAUGCACAUGUGAGUAGAGGGGGAAAAAUAAUUUCCCUAGAAAGUAUUUAUUCAAUGAAAAAUUUUACACCCACCUAAAUAUUAAUUUUUAAAUGAAUGAUGCAAUGUAACGAGAAGAAACUGAGUAGAAAAGCAUGCAGCUUUCUUGCAUCCCUUAUAAGAUUCUUGGUCAGUUUUAAUUGGAAUUGAGUUUAUGCCUUUCUCCAGUGCAACAUGAAAAUAGCACUAAUAUAGUGACUGCGACCUGCUGUUCUCAGCAGUGACUUUGGGGGAAGCUGCUUAAACUUACUGCAAACAAAGAGGAGAAGCUUAUUACAAAUGAAACUUCUUGUCACAAGUCUGGAGGAAGCAUUACCUCUUUAGGAAGAACUAUGUGCUAGUUCUAAAUAAACUAGUUCAAAAUAGA